Cryptococcus amylolentus CBS 6039 is the source of this 773-nucleotide messenger RNA. RefSeq lists its product as hypothetical. Lineage: Eukaryota; Fungi; Basidiomycota; Tremellomycetes; Tremellales; Cryptococcaceae. The record is from RefSeq and is a predicted model, not a curated record. Bases 80 to 673 code for a protein of 197 amino acids. The transcript has 2 exons.
CUUGCCACAAAAAAUACAUCGUACAUUCUCCUCCCUUUUCCACCACAUCCCACUGACGUCUACCCAGAAAGACGAAACAAUGUCUCACACCCACGGCCCCGCCCCCAACGCUACCUUCCCCGCCAUCAUCUGGCAUCCCUCUUUCGCCCCCGGCCAGCAAGGCCAAGGCGGUAAGAGCAAUGGCGCCGGCCAAGUCGACUCUUCCAACGUCCUCAGGCCUUGGGCUCCUGCCGGGGAUGGUAUCCAUGGCGCUACUAACGGCGUCUCCUCCCUCUCCCUCUCCGACAACCAACAGAAUCCCCCUGCGUCUUACGUCGCUUACCCCGAACUCACCUGCCUCCACUGCCUCGGCGCCAACCCCCCGGGCAAGCUCGGUUACGUCGUCUCUUACGUCCCCGCCGACGCCCAAGGCAACCCGCUCCCUCCCAACUCGUCUUCUUCUUCCACCAAGGGUACGACGCAUGCACUGCCGAAUGGUAGUGGCUCCAACGUCAACUUUUCGUCUACCACCUCGGCGUUGGGAGAUGACCGCCGUGGACGUGGACGCGGGGCGGACCAAGGGCAAGAGCGCAGGCAGAGGUCGACCAGUGCGUUUAGGGCUGGAGAGAUUUUGGGAGGGAAGAGUUAUGUGCCGGAUGAGGGAGAGGAGGACCAGGUUGGUGACAUUGAGUAAAAAGGAAAAAAGCAUGGGUUGUUUUCACCGAAAGGGUCGUUCUUUCAUUCAAAGGGUUGAAGUAGCUGGUGUAUAGUGGUAGCAUGAGGUACAGAAGCAU